Molecule: messenger RNA, 843 nt
Organism: Nomia melanderi (Alkali bee)
Lineage: Eukaryota; Metazoa; Arthropoda; Insecta; Hymenoptera; Halictidae
Product: trypsin delta
Biological process (GO): proteolysis
Molecular function (GO): serine-type endopeptidase activity
Source: RefSeq, a predicted model, not a curated record
AAAGCGCUCGGUUUGUCACACAGAUUUAUUCAACGUGUUCGUGCUAAUGGUGCAUGUUGUAAAAUGCCUGCUGAACCUACAAUUCUUCGUUUACUGUGUUUCAUUGUUGCAGUAAGAAUAGAGAAUGUCGCGUCGAAUGCUAAAAUCAGAAUAGUAGGCGGCACUUCUGUUGACAUCAACCAAAGACCAUACAUGCUGUCUUUACACUAUUCUCACGGGUUCGCAUGCGGCGCUAGCAUAUUGUCUGCCAGAUGGGGUAUAACUGCUCUACACUGUUUGACGUUGGAUAAGACAAGGAAUUAUCAUGUACGUGCUGGAUCGAACUCGCCUUAUCGAGGAGGAUCGCGGCAUGGCUUGACAGAAGUGCACGCGUACAACGCGACAGCGUUUCUUCAUUGGUUCAACAGUAUGUUCUACUAUGACAUUGCACUUUUCAAAGUGUGGCCGCCUUUCCGUUUUUCGCGCAGAGUAAAGGCGGCCCAAUUGCCGAAGGAGUCCAGUAGGCCACCACGGAGAUUGAGUGUCUGUGGAUGGGGUUAUCAAGAAUUUCAACAGAAUGCAAAAGUUAGCAACACUCUAAUGGGAGUCACUGUUCGCCAUGUACCAUAUAAAGUAUGCGUCAAUCAAACUAAAGACUACCAGAUGCUAGUAGAUAAAGAGCAUCAUCUUUGUUACGGAACUCCUGGAAAGGAUUCGUGUUCCGGCGACUCGGGAGGUCCUUUGGGAAGCAAACAUACGAUUUAUGGUGUCGUGUCCUUUGGUCAAAACUGUGGCGUAGUAUCCGGGAUUUAUGAGAAUAUCUCCUACUAUCGUGGUUGGGUCAAGAAUAUUACAAAUAUAUGA